Messenger RNA from Nerophis lumbriciformis (worm pipefish), 396 nucleotides. NCBI's taxonomy places the organism in Eukaryota, Metazoa, Chordata, Actinopteri, Syngnathiformes, Syngnathidae. The record is from RefSeq and is a predicted model, not a curated record.
AUGAAGAGCCUUUUUCGGUUUUUGGCGGUCUGUGCUGUGCUCUCACUCUGCGUCUGCCUUGGUACAGGUAGAGCCACUCGUUCAAAUUCAGACUCCAAUGAAAGUACAGAAUCCAAUGAAGAUGUGUUUGUGGCCCCGAGGCGAGCAAAUGCCUUCAUCAUGCCUCAGAGAAACACUGCAUACAACCUUCCAAGAGGAAACGGCCACAGCAGUUACUUAAUGAGUCGCAGAGUAAAAUCUCCAGCUGAGCGACGUGCAGAGACCUGCGAGGAUUACUCUCCCUGCCGCUUCUUCGCCUACCACCACGGCUACCAGGUGGCCUAUAGGAGAUACUUUGGGACCAGCACUCCACAGAGGAGAGCAUUUGCAAACCAUCGAUACAACACACGCUAUUAA